AUGCAAAAAUUCAUUGAUAAAGUUAAGUUACAAAAUACACAGGAAGAUAAUUCCAAUAAUAAAAGAAUUUUAAAUAAAAAAAUAUACUUUGACAAUCUAUUGAACAAAAAAAAUAAAGAAGUAAAUAAAAUAGAAGAAGAUAAAAUAUUAAACGUUGUUAAAACAUAUUAUCAAAUGAAGUUAAAAAAAAAGGCUUUUUUAAUAAUUUUAAAUGAAUAUUACAGAAUACAAAGUAUAUUAUGUGUUACUAAGUUGAAUGAUACUUACAGAAGAUGGAAAAUUGUCUUUUAUAUCUUUUUAAAAAAUAAAUACUCAUGUAAAAUAAAAAAAUGUGUAAGAGAAUCAUUAGGUUACAUUAUUGAAAUGCAUCAAAGAACAAAUUUAAAAUCACACUUUUUUAAAAUUCUGAAAAACAAAAUUUUUAACAUUAAUAAAAUAUAUUUAAAAAUAAAAAAAAAAAGAGUUAAUAAAAUUAUGAAGAAUGUAUUUUAUAAAUGGUUUCUUUUGUCAAUGAAAAGUUUGAAUAGUAAAUUUGAAAAAGCGUGGGACUAUUAUAUUUUAAGAAAAAAAAAGAGAGUUUUUUACCUUUGGAAACGUCUGAUAGAUGAUGAAAAUUUUUUUAAAAAUAUUGAUAUGACAUUUUUUAAAUUAGAAAAAAUAGCAUCAUCAUGGAUGGAAAAAUGA
Plasmodium gallinaceum is the source of this 684-nucleotide messenger RNA. Its product is annotated as conserved Plasmodium protein, unknown function. Lineage: Eukaryota; Apicomplexa; Aconoidasida; Haemosporida; Plasmodiidae. The transcript has 4 exons. The record is from RefSeq and is a predicted model, not a curated record. The coding region runs from base 1 to 684 and encodes 227 amino acids.